CACACACACACACACACUUUCUGUCAUUCACUUGACUGUUAGUCACCUGAGCUGUCAAACGGCAUAAAUGAUGAACUGAGAACGAGAUGAGACAAGACAUCAUGCUCAGCAGACUAAUACUGCUGUCUGCCCUCUGUAUGGCAACAUCUGCAUCUCUGGGUAAUGCGCAGUGCAAUGCAACACAUUCAAAUGAAACAGGAUCAUGCAGUCUCACUACUGAAAGAACCAGCAAUCAAACUCUGGCCAGCUGUGAUCUGAAUAAUCUGAAAAACUUCAGCUCUCUGAUCUUAAAUGCAGUGGAUGACACUACACACCAUCUACAAUGUAUAUCAAACAGCCCAGCAAGUUUUCCUCAAGAAAAACUUCACAUGCUCCAAAAUGAGCUUGGAAAGAUCAUUGCAUCAACACUAAAUGUUGUGGUUAACCUUGGAGUUUCUUCAAUUGAGGACAUUGCUGACAGUUUUGGUGCUUUACAAACACUGACUACAGAGAAUGUGCAAAACAUGAAGUUUGUUCAAUCAUGGAUCUGUGUCAGGCUUAUUCCAGUCCUCCCUUUCAUUACCACAGAGUUUAUAUCCAACAUGAGCAAGAUAAACUUUUCAUGUGUCAGCUACCAGACAAUAGUCAAAACACUCAGUCAGCAGGUGAAUCUGAUCAAUGGAACAUCAAAGUCCUCCAUCUACACCCAAUUCAUUCAGCCAUUCUUGUCUAGACAACUUUCAGAUCCAGCAUGUCUUUCUAACAUUAUAAGCAGCACUGAAUGGCUUGAGAAAAAUUUUGGUGAAUUCUCAUUCUACGCUACCUUGAAGGAUCUACAAACUCUGAAUGGAAAUUUUUCCAGUGUAAGCAAUCUUUGA
This is a messenger RNA of Sinocyclocheilus grahami, 857 nucleotides long. RefSeq lists its product as uncharacterized. The coding region runs from base 87 to 857 and encodes 256 amino acids. NCBI's taxonomy places the organism in Eukaryota, Metazoa, Chordata, Actinopteri, Cypriniformes, Cyprinidae. The record is from RefSeq and is a predicted model, not a curated record. The transcript is spliced from 10 exons.